UUUUUGCGCAAUUCAAGGUGCCCAAAGAAAAAGACGAGAUGGUGGAGCAGGAGUUCAACAGACUGCUGGAGGCCACCUCCUUCCUCAGUCACCAGCUAGACUUUAACUUCCUCAACAACAAGCCCGUCUCGCUGGGACAGGCCCUGGAGGUGGUCAUACAGCUGCAGGAGAAGCAUGUCAAAGAUGAGCAGAUAGAACACUGGAACAAGAUUGUGAAGACGCAAGAAGAGCUCAGAGAUCUGCUCAACAAGAUGGUGUCCACCAAGGAGCGGGUGAAGGAGCUCCAUCAGCAGUUCAAAGAGGCCAGUGACGUCAAACCGCCGAGGGACAUCACCGCGGAGUUCCUGGUGAAGAGCAAGCACAGAGACCUGACAUCGCUCUGCAAA
This is a messenger RNA of Hippocampus comes (tiger tail seahorse), 386 nucleotides long. Its product is annotated as lysine-specific histone demethylase 1A-like. The transcript has 3 exons. The annotation marks the transcript as partial. The record is from RefSeq and is a predicted model, not a curated record. NCBI's taxonomy places the organism in Eukaryota, Metazoa, Chordata, Actinopteri, Syngnathiformes, Syngnathidae.